GCUGAACCGACCACGACCACAGCUGAACUGACCACGACCACAACUGAAACAACCACAACCACAACUGAUCGGACCACAACCACAGCUGAGCCGACCACAACGACAGUAGAACCAACCACAACUACAGCUGAACCAACCACAACCACAGCUGAGCCGACCACAACGACAACCACGACCACAGCUGAACCAACCACAACCACAGCUGGACCAACCACAACCACAGCUACACCAACAACAUCUACAGCUGAACCGACCACUACCACAACUGAAAUAACCACAACCACAACUAAUCUGACCACAACCACAGCAACUACAGCUGAACCGUCAACAACCACAACUGCUCCAACCACAACCACAGCUAACCCGACCACGACCACAACUGAAACGACCUCUACCACAGUUGUUCCAACAACAACCACACUGAACCGACCACAACAACAGGUCAAUCAACCACGACCACAGCUGAACCAACCACAACCCCAGCUGAGCCGGCAACAGCCAUCCACAGUUGAACCAAGAACAACUACAACUGAUCAGACCACAACCACAGCUGAACUAACAACAACCACAGCUGAACCAACCACAAUGACAGCUGAUGAAACAACAGCCACAACUGAACCAACCACAACCACACUGAACCGACCAGAACAACAGGUGAACCAACCACGACCACAGCUGAACCAACCACAACCCCAGCUGAGCCGACAACAGCCAUCUGAUGAAACAACAACCACAGCUGUACACACCACAACCACAGCUGAACCGACCACAACCAGAGCUCAGCCAACCACAACCACGCCAACUGUACCAUUCCCAACAACUGAUACAACAAAAACAGCAACUACACAAACUACAAUGAUAACAACAAUAACCACAAGAACUUCUAAACCAAUACCAACUACCAUACUACCACAAACCACAAGAACUACUGCACCAACAACUCCUACUCUUACUACACCAACAACCACAACAAACAGUACACAGACAACUACUAUUACUAUACCAACAACUACAACAACUACAGCAACAACAACUACUACAACUACACCAACAGCCACAACUACAACAACUACUACUAAACCGACAUCUAUAAAAACAACUACUACGGCACCAACAACACAACCAGCAACAACUGCAAGCGGUGCAUGUCGUGUUAAUAUUGGGUUCCUCCACCUUGUGCUUGCAUUGCUUAUUUUCAUCUUUUAGCUCCACAUGGGUGUAGCAGGAACACUUCAUCUGCU
Melanotaenia boesemani (Boeseman's rainbowfish) is the source of this 1241-nucleotide messenger RNA. Its product is annotated as mucin-2-like. The annotation marks the transcript as partial. Lineage: Eukaryota; Metazoa; Chordata; Actinopteri; Atheriniformes; Melanotaeniidae. The record is from RefSeq and is a predicted model, not a curated record. The transcript has 10 exons.